GAAUUCGGCACCGCUCAAGUGUCAAAUUAGUGAACUCGUGCAUAGGUCCAUUCUUCCUUCAUUCGGAAGGGCAAUCAGUGCGAUUCUGGUGAAGCUGGUGGACGUUUUGUCGCUCGCGGGUGCCCUGUCGUUGUAGUGGAAUUCUGCUUUUGGAAAUUGGCGUUGUAACAAUACUAUGGACCCUCGGAGCUGUUAAUUUCCUACGGUGUUUGAAAGUCGCAUUUUUCUUUUUGGGCGGCCACUUACGAAACAGACUUGUUUUCGGUUUGUUUGCGGACGGGACCCAUUGAAGAAAGGUCAACUGCGGCUAUCGAUUUGUAUGCAAAUUUAUCGCACAAAUUGCGUAAUUGUUUCCAGUUACGUUACCACGGUUUUUGCGGAGCAAAGAAUCGAUUCUAGUUUCGGCAGCAGACAUGAGCAGCGAGGAUAAAUCCACCGGAGCAAGAAAUGGUUGCUGCAUCAGCAUUCCGCCGACUUCUGUAGCAGUAUCCAACGGCAUAAUGCAGCGAGCCACGGAAGAAAUCGAAAUCCCAAUGCCAUGGGGCAUCGUUGCUGGUAAAUGGUGGGGUCCCCGAGAGAAGCAACCAGUGCUGGCGCUGCAUGGCUGGCAGGACAACGCCGGAACGUUCGAUCGACUCUGCCCGCUGUUGCCGGACGACGUUCCCAUUUUGGCCAUCGAUCUACCCGGACACGGCCGAUCCGCUCACUACCCCAAGGGCAUGCACUACUACAUCUUUUGGGACGGGAUCGCACUGAUCAGACGAAUCGUCAAGUACUUUGGCUGGGAGAAGAUCACCCUGCUGGGGCACUCUCUGGGCGGAGCACUGAGCUUCAUGUAUGCAGCUGCGUUCCCGGACGAAGUUGAAGGCUUCAUCAGUAUUGACAUUGCCGGUCCACCGGCCCGAGAUCACCACAAACAGGCAGCGAACCUUGGAGAUAGCAUUGAUCGAUUUCUGCGCUACGAAUCGCUACCGGAAUCGAAAACACCUUGCUAUGGAUAUGACGACGCCAUCGACGUUGUACUUGCAGCUUACGACGGCUCAGUAGAUUUGCAAUCGGUGGAGGUGCUAAUGCGAAGGGGCAUGGCCCCAGCAGCGGAAAGAUUCAACAAAGAAGGGUUCUAUUUUUCGCGGGAUCUGCGACUGAAGGUGUCGCUCAUGGGCAUGUUAUCCCUGCCGCAAGUGAUCGCCCACGCGGAGAAAAUCAAAUGCAAGGUGCUAAACAUACGGGCUGUUCCGGGAAUGCACUUUGACAACGUCGACUACUACCCAAGUGUGAUAGAAGCAAUGCAGAAAAACUCUCGGAAGCUGGUAUAUAAUGAAAUACCCGGAACGCAUCAUAUCCACUUGGUAAAUCCGGAGCGAAUAUCUCAACAAGUGACCGAUUUUUUAUUGGAUAGAGAAUAGAUUACAUUAAUUUUAAAUCUCCCUAUAAAGAAAUAACCAAAAACAAAUUGGAAUAUUUGCACAUGGUUUUGCUCCGUUGAUCGGAUUGACCCAUUAGGGGUCCCAACAACACAUUCUAUCAUUUCGUACCGUAACUUAGCAAACUUAUUAAUUUAUACGAGUAAAUUUAGUGUAUUAAAAUAGUCAAAUGGUGAUGAGCAUUGCUAAACCAAUUGCAUUCAAGAUUUUAAAUCUAAGUGCUUUCAGCUUGUUGAGCAUUAGGAACAAAAGACAAGGUGUGAUAUAUUUUUGAAACUGUACUAGACGAAGAAGCACGGAAAAUAUAAUUCGCUAUAUUUUGUGAAAAAA
Aedes aegypti (yellow fever mosquito) is the source of this 1754-nucleotide messenger RNA. RefSeq names its product probable serine hydrolase (gene kraken). Lineage: Eukaryota; Metazoa; Arthropoda; Insecta; Diptera; Culicidae. The transcript has 3 exons. The record is from RefSeq and is a predicted model, not a curated record. The coding region runs from base 414 to 1406 and encodes 330 amino acids.